Molecule: messenger RNA, 4551 nt
Organism: Brienomyrus brachyistius
Lineage: Eukaryota; Metazoa; Chordata; Actinopteri; Osteoglossiformes; Mormyridae
Exons: 16
Coding region: 1208-4417 (1069 amino acids)
Source: RefSeq, a predicted model, not a curated record
UGUGUGUGUGUGUGUGUGUGUGUGUGUGUGUGUGUGUGUGUGUGUGUGUGUGUGUGUGUGUGUGUGUGUGUGUGUGUGCGUUGGUAUUCCUAUCUUUAUGGGGACAUUGAUCUGUAUACACAGUCACCUUAUGGGGACCAAAAACGUUAUGGGGACAAAAAUCUAGGUCCCCAUAAGGGAAACCAUUAAAACAUAUUGGGGAGACUGUAUAUAUGUGCCUUACAAAGUUUUAGCUUAGGCCCAUAACGAACGACCUCAUCGGAUCACACGGUUCACACGGAUUCUCUAUGUUGCCACCUGUAGUCAGGAACCGGAACUUUUUGGGGGUGGGGCUUGGCCGAGCCUUACACACAUUUUGCAAGCCUAAUUUAUGCAAAUCACGGUACCGCCCACUUAACGGAGGUGUUUGCGUGAUUUGCGCAUGUGCAAUAGCUUUGAGAGGUAAGAGCACCGUAAAGUUUUGUUCUAUUAAGCAAUUAUAAUACUUAUCUUUCGAGUAAAAUAAAUAAGAUUAAAUAAACAAUAAAUGUAGGUGUGUAAAAAAGUGGCUGCUAUGUUAAUAUUUUCAAAAAAUUGUUAAAAUGGUGAAACGAGAGCUGCGUUAUGGCGAAGUGUAGUUUUAUCUGACCAUUAAUGAGUUUUCAGCACCACGGGAAGUAGAAACAUAGACGAAAGGAAGAUUCUACUGCUUUUACACGACCAAAUACAGUGAAAGCAGUUUGAAAUGCCACCACGAAUCAGCCCACUUAAGGAUGCCAUUCAUUACGUUGCUUCAAAGACUGACAAAACAUGGAAAUUAGAUGUGAAGUACAUCAAUGCAGAGAAAGGCCGUGGUAUAUUUGCAAAGGGUUUGAUUUGCAAAGGAGAUUUUGUUGUUGAAUAUAGGGGAGAAAUGAUAAACAAUGCGGAAUCCCAGAGAAGAAGAAAACUUUACCACCCAUCAUGUACUGCAUUUAUGUUUGCGUUCAAGUGGAGAGGGAAAAUGUAUUGUAUUGAUGCCUCUAAAGAAGAUGGAUCCUUUGGGCGGCUAGUUAAUGAUGACCACAGGCAUCCAAACUGUAGGAUGAAAAAAAUUGAUGUGAAUGGAAACCCGCACCUUUGUCUGUUUGCACUAAAUGACAUUAAUGAAGGAGAAGAGAUUUCCUAUGACUAUGGAGGUGACGACUGCCCAUGAAGAAAACAAGCGACCAGCAUUACAGCUAAUGCCAUGGGGCCGGACGACUCUCAACCUUCCCUCUUGUCAAAGACUCCGAUAUAUGAUGCUACUGGACCAAACAACACACCUCAACAGAUUUUGUCUUUUGCUAAUGCCAUGGGGCCGGACGACUCUCGACCUUCCCUCCUCUCAAAGACUCCGAUAUAUGAUGCUACUGGACCAAACAACACACCUCAACAGACGACCAGCAUUACAGCUAAUGCCAUGGGGUCGGACGACUCUCGACCUUCCCUCCUCUCAAAGACUCCGAUAUAUGAUGCUACUGAACCAAACAACACACCUCAACAGAUUUUGUCUUUUGCUAAUGCCAUGGGGCCGGACGACUCUCGACCUUCCCUCCUCUCAAAGACUCCGAUAUAUGAUGCUACUGGACCAAACAACACACCUCAACAGACGACCAGCAUUACAGCUAAUGCCAUGGGGUCGGACGACUCUCGACCUUCCCUCCUCUCAAAGACUCCGAUAUAUGAUGCUACUGAACCAAACAACACACCUCAACAGAUUUUGUCUUUUGCUAAUGCCAUGGGGCCGGACGACUCUCGACCUUCCCUCCUCUCAAAGACUCCGAUAUAUGAUGCUACUGGACCAAACAACACACCUCAACAGACGACCAGCAUUACAGCUAAUGCCAUGGGGUCGGACGACUCUCGACCUUCCCUCCUCUCAAAGACUCCGAUAUAUGAUGCUACUGAACCAAACAACACACCUCAACAGAUUGCCAAUGAAGAUGAGGUUUUUGUACCAAGACUCAGACGGACUAAAAGUAUUGAAAUGAAAGACGCUGUUCCUGACAAUUCUGAUGAACUUUAUGAUUCCACAUCAGGGAGUAAUGAUGAUUAUAUUCCAGAUACCACUUGUGAAAGUGACAGUGGAAGUGAAUACAGCUUUAAACAAAACCUAAGGACCAAGAAUCAGUCUUUUGAUUUGCUUGAUGUCUCUGGUUCAGUGAGUUCCCAAGUCUGUGACUCGACAACCCCAGACAAAAUGACUUAUGAUGACCACAACCUUGCAUCUGAAGUCACUGGAGCAGAAGAAGAAGAACCCUCUUCAAGUCAGAAUGUAAAUGACAUCAUGGUUGUUAAGGCAUUAAAAAAAAGAGGAGGGAAUAGAAUUUACAACAAGAAACACUAUUGCUUGUAUUGCUCUAAACCAUAUUCUAAGAUCGCAAGGCAUCUAGAAGGUGCACAUGAAAAUAAACCUGAUGUAGCUAAAGCUCUAAGCUUUCCAAAGGGUUCCAAGGAGAGGAAAAAACAGCUAGAUUAUAUUCGUAACAGAGGAAAUUAUGCUCACAAUGCUGCUGUAAUGGAGUCAGGAAAGGGGGAACUAGUGCCAUUUAGGCGACCUCAUAAAGAAGUGCAGGGAAAGGAAUUCAUGCACUGUGCAUAUUGUCAAGGUCUUUUUACAAGAAAGGUUCUUUGGCGGCAUAUGCAUAAUUGUAAACUUAAACCCGGAUCAGUCACCUCCAAACCAGGAAAGAACCGUGUUCAGUCCAUGUGUACAUACACAGGGCCUGUGCCUUCACACGUAAGUAAACAACUGUGGGGAGUAAUCGGUGCCAUGAAUCCUGACCCAGUCACAGAUAUAAUCAAAAAUGACCAAGUCAUUAUUGCUCUUGGACAGCACUUGUUAAACAAAGGUGGACCAUCACGCAAGAAUCAACAGUAUGUUCGAGAGAAGAUGAGAGAAAUCGGAAGGCUGAUUUACAAUGCCAGCAAAGUGACCACCUUAAAAAAAUUGGAAGAUUUCAUAAAUCCAAAGAACUACAUGGACACUGUCAAAGCUGUCAAGUUUACAUGUGGGUAUGACAGUGAAACAAACAAGUUCUUAAUUCCAUCACUGGCAAACAAACUUGGAAAUGCCUUGGUUAAAGUAAGUAAACUUUUAAAAGCUCAGGGUUUAAUCUCAAACAACAAAGAGCUUGUUGAGAAUGCCAGUAAGUUUCUAGAUGUCCAUCAGCAAAAGUGGAAUGAGAUGAUCUCAGCUACUGCAUUGAGGAACAUCAGUGAAGCAAAGUGGAAUGUGCCCACUCUCAUGCCCUUUACUGAAGAUGUCCAAAAAAUGCAUGCAUAUCUCAAUGAAAUGCAGGAUAACUGGUACAAAUCGCUCUAUGAAAAUCCCUCUGUAAAAGCCUGGAUUGAGCUUACAAAGGUGUGUAUGACCCAGAUCAUUCUCUUUAACCGGCGCAGGGAAGGAGAGGUGGCAAGCAUGCCCUUAUCUGCAUUUUUAUCGAGAGACACCUCUGAUCCACAUCAGGAUGUGGACUGGGCUCUGUCUGAAGUGGAAAGAAAACUUUACAGACACUUUACACGGAUUGUCACCAGGGGGAAACGUGGUCGCCCAGUUCCAAUUCUAUUGACUCCAAAAAUGCUGUGUGCAUUAGAACUCCUUGCUAAGCAGAGAGGGGCCUGUGGGGUACUAAAGGACAAUCAGUAUAUGUUUGCGAGACCAGAAGCUAUGACACAUUUCCGAGGUUCUGAUUGCAUCCGUGGAUUUGCCAAGGUGUGUGGUGCAAAAUGUCCUGAAUCACUGACAUCUACCAGACUGCGAAAGCAUGCUGCAACCCUUUCAACUGUGCUGAACAUGACAGACACAGAGAUGGACCAGCUGGCCACCUUUCUUGGACAUGACAUUAGAAUCCAUCGUGAGUUCUAUAGACUCCCUGAGAAGACCCUGCAACUUGCAAAGAUCAGCAAAGUUCUAAUGGCACUCGAGCAGGGAAGAUUAGCUGAGUUUCAUGGCAAGAACUUGGAUGAAAUUCAGAUAGAUCCAGAUGAAAAAGUUCUGGACAGUGAUGAGGAAGACUUCCAGGAGAAAUGUCAGGCAGAUUCAUCAAUUAUAGAUGAACCAUCAGCAGAGGAGAUACUUCCUCCUACCGAAAGGAAUGAAAUGCCGCCACCACCGUCCAAGAGACAUAAACCACUACCAUUAGAUGAUACAUCACCGUCAGUAGUCAGUACUGUGAGGCCUUCAUCCAAAGGUAAAGUGACCCAAAAGAAGAGACCCUGGCAGCAGACAGAGGUGCAGGCAGUGGAGAGGCACAUGAAUCGGUUCAUCAUAUCUGGUAUUGUGCCAGCAAAGAGCGAUUGCGAGAGGUGUUUAAGAGCGGAACCAGAAGCUCUUAAGCAAAGAAACUGGGAGAACUUGAAAUUCUAUGUGUAUAAUCGCAUCACGGCCUACAAAAGGGAAAUUCAACGUAAAUAGGGUUAAAGUUACGAAUUCUCUGGUAUGGCUUUUUGUUUCCGUUUGCCAGUGAUUUGGAAAAGUUCCUGUUUUAAAACUCAGUCAACAGGAAUUUAUUUGCUUUUAGAUUCAUUUGACUUCAUUUGGUGAGUUUG